AUCACCUGAGCUCAUUACACCAGCCGGCAGCGGCACACAAGUGUGAAAAUGGGGAAAACAGUUGGACGCUGGGACUUUGAAUGGGUUUAUAAUGAGCAACCGCACACAUGGAGAAGAAAAGAAAUUUUAGCAAAGUAUCCUGAAAUCAAGUCUUUGAUGGGUCAUGACCCCCAGCUGAAGUGGGUCGUGUCAGGGAUGGUGCUGACCCAGCUGCUGGCAUGUUACAUGGUCCACGAGCUCUCCUGGAAGUGGGUGUUGUUUUGGGCGUAUGCGUUCGGUGGCUGCAUCAACCACUCUCUGACCCUAGCCAUCCAUGACAUUUCACACAACGUGGCCUUCGGCACUAAAAAGGCUCGCUGGAACCGCUGGUUUGCCAUGUUCGCCAAUCUCCCCAUUGGCUUGCCUUACUCGGCAUCCUUCAAGAAGUACCACAUCGACCACCACCGUUAUCUGGGAGGAGAUGGCUUGGACGUGGAUAUUCCGACCGACCUUGAGGGCUGGUUCUUCUGCACCCCAGCCAGGAAGGUGCUCUGGCUCUUUCUCCAGCCUUUGUUCUACGCGCUCCGUCCGUUGAUCGUGAACCCCAAGCCCGUGACCAGGUUAGAGAUGCUGAAUGCAGUCGUGCAGUUUGUGGUAGACAUUAUCAUCUACUAUUUUUGGGGACUCAAGCCUAUAGUCUAUCUAAUUGCUGGCUCUAUACUGUGCAUGGGCCUGCAUCCCAUCUCUGGACAUUUCAUCGCUGAGCACUACAUGUUUAUGAAAGGUCAUGAAACCUACUCUUAUUACGGCCCUCUCAACUUAAUAACCUUCAAUGUGGGAUACCAUAUGGAGCACCAUGACUUCCCCAGCAUUCCUGGCAGCAAAUUACCUGAGGUCAAGAGGAUUGCAGCAGAGUACUAUGACUCUCUCCCUCAACACACUUCCUGGAUGCGAGUGCUCUGGGACUUUGUGUUCGAUGAUACCAUCGGCCCCUACGCCAGAGUCAAGAGACAAUUCAAACUUGGCAAAAAGGAAUAAAUUUGGUAUUAGACUACUGAUCUAACCAAAUGUAUUUAUAAAACGUUCUACACAAAUCUGCAAAUGAAAGAUAAUUGGCACUAGCCAGGCUAUUAGUUGAACAGGAACAAACCUUUUCACACAAGAACCGGCAAACUUCUUCAUUCUGUUACAGCAUUUCAUCAUAUACGUAGAUCCAUCUGAACAAUAUCCGAACUAAAACUUCACAUUCCCUGCACCUGGGACCAUGUUAAAUUAUUAGGAGUAUCAAAGCCCAGUUGACCUUCUCAAAAUAUUUCCAUGCAUCCAUUCCUACCAAAGAUGUGAAACUUUGUUUUAGGUCUAAAAUUGUUCUUAUGGUAUACAUGUAACAAAAGGAAUGCAUUUGUUUGUGUAUCAUUGCCAAUAGUCACUCAACUCUAUCCAAAUACUGAGAUGCCAGUUAAGAUGUACCUGAGGAAAGAAGUGCUGAGAUGAAAUGUUUAAGCAGACUUCAAAUGCUGUUUCAUCAGUGAGGCCUUUUUGAAAACCAAAUAUAUCAUUGUGUUGUGUAACUUAAGUCUUUAAAUAAUAU
Messenger RNA from Rhinichthys klamathensis goyatoka, 1570 nucleotides. It is a transcript of the gene degs2, whose product is annotated as delta(4)-desaturase, sphingolipid 2. Gene Ontology annotation, cellular component: membrane. NCBI's taxonomy places the organism in Eukaryota, Metazoa, Chordata, Actinopteri, Cypriniformes, Leuciscidae. Gene Ontology annotation, molecular function: sphingolipid delta-4 desaturase activity. Gene Ontology annotation, biological process: ceramide biosynthetic process; sphinganine metabolic process. The coding region runs from base 49 to 1017 and encodes 322 amino acids. The record is from RefSeq and is a predicted model, not a curated record. The transcript is spliced from 3 exons.